Messenger RNA from Zasmidium cellare ATCC 36951, 5232 nucleotides. RefSeq lists its product as uncharacterized. The transcript has 6 exons. The record is from RefSeq and is a predicted model, not a curated record. NCBI's taxonomy places the organism in Eukaryota, Fungi, Ascomycota, Dothideomycetes, Mycosphaerellales, Mycosphaerellaceae. Gene Ontology annotation, biological process: fatty acid biosynthetic process; secondary metabolite biosynthetic process. Gene Ontology annotation, molecular function: 3-oxoacyl-[acyl-carrier-protein] synthase activity; fatty acid synthase activity. The coding region runs from base 1 to 5232 and encodes 1743 amino acids.
AUGGCUUCCGCAAAAGUGUUGUACUUUUCUGGCGAAAUUCCACAGGGUGAUCCACAGGGAGACCAGCAGGAUCUUUUCAGGAAAGUUCGUUUGCUUAGCAAGGAGAAGAAUCACCCUAUCCUUGCCUCGUUUCUCGACGCGGUCACUGUCGGCCUGAAGAACGAAUGCAGUCAACUAAGUCGAGACCGAAGAAGGGUGCUCCCAGCGUACGAAAGUGUCCUGGACCUGACUGAGCAUGUGAUCGACGUGAGGAAGACUUCGAUUGGAGGUGCGAUUGAGCGAGUUUUGUCCCUGGUGUACCAUGAGAUCCAUCCUCUGGAAUAUGACUUCAAUGCUUCCAAUACAUUUAUCAUUGGAAGAGGCCCAGGAUUGCUGUCAGGGGCCGCCAUUGGCCUUUCUCCUCGGUUAUUCAUGAUACCGAUCGUCACAGAGUAUCUCGUCCAAGUCGCCUUUCGGUUUGGGAUCGUGGUCGAUGAAGUUUGUCGCUCGUUAGAAACUUCACCAGACGAGAUCAACGCUGAUGGAGCGUGGGUAUAUUGUGCUCAUGGAGCUGAUGAGACAGCGGCUCAUGAAGCAGUGGCUCGGUUCAAUACUGAAAAUGGUUUCUCAGAGACAAGUAUGGCCUCAAUAUUCAACGUAGACGGCAACUCCAUCAGCAUUGGCGGUCCACCUUCGACGUUGAGGGCCUUGUUCUCGGAGUCAGAAUUCUUCAAGUCGACAACAAAUGUACCGAUGCGGAAGAUCCAAGGAUCCUGGCACUCAGCUAAUGCUUACGGCAUUGAGCAUGUCAAGCAGGCAGUGCCUCAGAUCGAGGGUGAUCACCAGAUGCACCUCCCUCUUUUCUCCCCAGUAACCGGAGAGCCAUUCGCCAUGGCAGAUGCCACGUCUCUGCUUCAUAACAUCAUGGAAGAGAUGCUGACGCAGAGAAUACACUGGGACCUGACCAUCGACGCGGUGACCACUCGAUUGAGAGCACUGUCGCCUGAAUCUGUUAGGCUCAUCAGCAUCCAGCCCUCACACUACGUCGAAAGUCUUCUCACACACUGGAGAGAUCAAGUCCCGGGGGCCACCUCGUCCGCACAAGACAUGAUGUCGGCGGUAAUGGAAGCACCAUUGGGGACGAGCAGAGCUAGAGACGCAAAGUCUUCCAAGAUCGCGGUCGUUGGAAUGGCGUGUAGAUUCCCUGGAGGUGCUGACAGUACCGAGAAGUUCUGGGAACUGUUAGCACAGGGAAAAGAUGUUCACACGACUAUUCCGCCGGACAGAUUCAAUGCCGAGACUCACGUCGAUCCAUCAGGGCAGAAGUUGAACACAUCGAAGACGCCAUACGGUUGCUUUGUCGAUAAUCCAGGGGCUUUCGAUGCGACGUUCUUCGGUAUGAGUCCGCGUGAAGCUGAGCAGACAGAUCCAAUGCAUCGGUUGGCCCUUGUCACUGCGCAUGAAGCCAUGGAGCACGCCGGCUUCGUUCAUGGUCGAGGGAUACAUAACCGUCGAGUGGGUACUUUCUACGGCCAAGCCAGUGACGACUAUCGCGAGGUCAACUCGGGUCAGGAAGUUGGGACAUACUUCAUUCCUGGUGGCUGCAGAGCGUUUGCUCCUGGACGGAUCAACUACGCCUUCAACUUCUGGGGUCCUAGCUUCAGCGUGGAUACGGCGUGUUCGUCCAGUCUGGCGGCGAUACAAGCAGCUUGUACCUCUUUAUGGAGUGGCGACGUGGACAUGGCUCUGACUGGAGGUCUUAACAUUCUGACCAAUUCAGAUGUCUAUGCAGGUCUGAGCAUCGGACACUUCCUAUCUCCCACUGGUAAUUGUAAGACCUGGGACGAGGGUGCUGAUGGAUACUGCAGAUCUGAUGGCGUUGGUAGUGUCGUCUUGAAACGACUGGAAGACGCAGAAGCCGACAACGAUAACGUCUUAGCCGUCGUACUUUCGGCAGCAACUGACCAUUCCGCAGAGGCCGUAUCGAUCACUCACCCGCAUGACCGAGCCCAAGCACAUCUCUUCACCCAGGUAGCCAGACGAGCCGGCAUUGAUCCACUGAAAGUGGGAUAUGUUGAGAUGCAUGGAACCGGCACACAGGCAGGCGACAAGAACGAGAUGACUUCUGUUACAAGCGUCUUUGCGCCAGAGAAUCGCCGGGGUGGUGCAAGUGAUGUCCCAUUGCAUGUAGGCACCGUCAAGUCGAGCUUUGGCCAUGGAGAGGCAGCUGCUGGUAUCAUGGCAUUCAUCAAGACCAUGUUGGUGUUCCAAAAAGGAGUCAUACCUCCUCAUAUCGGGAUCAAGACAGGUCUUAAUCCGACUCUACCUGACUUGACGAACCGCAAUGUAAUCAUCCCAUACAAGGCCACGGAAUGGAGAUCUGGAAGCGAACAUCGACUCGCAAUGGUGAACAACUUCGGGGCUGCUGGUGGGAACACUUCCAUCAUUCUGGAGGAAGCAAAGCCUCGACCCAGAUCCGGCGAAGACCAGCGACUUUUGCACGCCAUCACCGUCUCAGCCAAGACGGCCUCCUUCCUUCACGAGAACCUCAAGCGCCUGGUGGAGUACAUGGAAAGCGAGUCUGCGUCAUCCAUUGCUGAUCUCUCGUACACGCUCUCAGCCAGGAGAGCACAUUACAACUACCGAGCUGCAGUCAACGCCAGUUCUCUUCCAGAAGCCGUAAAUCAGCUCAGGCCUCACAUCGGGACCUCACUGACCCAAAAGCCGCACUCAGGCAAGCUACCACCCAUUGCCUUUGCCUUUACAGGACAAGGCACAUUCUAUGUCGGCAUCGGCAAGCAGCUGUACCGAGAUUGUGGUUUCUUCCGCCAGCAGCUGGUUCAUCUAGAUGGGCUUGCCAGACGCCAGCACUUCGAGUCAUUCUUGCCUGUCAUUGAGGGCACAUGUGAGAAGAGCCAUGUUUCGACGGAAUCAAUGCAUUUGUCCAUCGUGUGUGUUGAGAUUGCUCUGGCUCGACUUUGGGAGUCGUAUGGCAUAAAACCAAGCGUGGUCAUCGGGCAUAGCCUGGGAGAAUAUGCUGCGCUUGCCGUCGCGGGUGUCGUCUCUGACAGUGCUGCCGUCUUCUUGGUUGCCACCCGGGCUCGUCUUCUGGAUUCAAAAUGCAGGACUGCAACGGACGGGAUGCUGUCCGUGACCACAUCCGUCUCAAAUGCCCGAGAAGUAGCAGGCGAUUUCGAAAUAGAGAUUGCGUGCAUCAACAGCCCAAACGAGACAGUCGUCGGAGGCCAAAGCUCGGUUCUGGAUUCGAUUGCGGCGAAAUUGAGCCAGGCGGGCCACAGGACAUUUCGUCUGCCGGUGGCGCAUGCAUAUCAUACCCGUCAAAUGGAUAUCAUCCUGGACGACUUCAUGAACAAGGCCAGAGCGGUGGUUUGCAAGAAGCCUCGCAUACCCAUCAUAUCUCCACGCCACGUCAGAGUUGUAACGUCCGUGGAUGCAGUUGAUGUCUCGUAUCUGGCCGGGGCUACGCGGGAUACUGUCGACUUCGCCGGUGCGCUCAACAACGCUUGGGAUACAGGUGUCGUUUCUGAUGCUACCAUUUGGGUUGAAAUGGGCCAUCAUCCAACUCUGUGCGGGUUCAUCAAUCGAACGCUUCCAGCGACUCGGCUCGCUUGCCCCAGUCUCCAUCGAGAUCAGGACGGUUGGACGACUAUCUCCAAAGCGAUGUGUGCCUUGUACAAUGUUGGAGUACAACUUUACUGGAAUGCGUUUCACCAGCCUUUCGAGAAGGCACUGCGAUUGGUGGACGCCCCGACCUAUGCCUGGAACAACAAGAACUAUUGGAUCCAGUAUCGAGGCGAUUGGAAUCUGACGAAGGCACAAAUCGUGCCUGAAUCCAAGCCACCAGUGAGAGGUUUCUCAACUUCCAGCAUUCACCAGAUCUUGUCAGAGCAAUACAACGAGUCUUCGGCAGAAAUCACAGCUGAGACUAUCAUAACGGAUCCUUCGCUCCAGGAAAUCGUUGACGGCCACGCCAUGAAUGGGCACGGCGUCGCUUCUUCGUUUCUUCACGCUGACAUGGCUUUCACCUUGGCCAAGCGCAUCAGUGACCAAGCGUUGCCCACUUCGGUCACCCGAGGUCUCAAUGUUCGUAACUUCGAGUACCAUGAGCCUGUAGUCAAGCAGCAAAAGACGAGCGAACUCCAGCCCAUCAUUGUCUCCGCAACAGCCGACCUUGACAGGCAGCAAGUAGAGGUCAAAUGGUUCAAUCCCGCGAAGGAGUUGUGGUACUGCCAUGCCACAGUCUCGUACGAGGACACCUCAUCUUGGCUUUCAGAUUGGGCUCGUUCGUCGAAGCUAAUCACAAGUCGCAUUCAGGCGCUCAAUGCUAUGGCGACCGCGGGAUCUGCAAACCGACUGACGACCGGUCUGGCAUACACGCUUUUCGGAAAGCUUGUGAAUUACUCCUCGAUGUACCGGACGAUGGAGUCUGUGAUCCUCAAUGAAGAUGAAGCCGUGGCCGAUGUCGUGUUCCCGGAAGACACCAGUGGUUCUUGGACUAUCCCUCCACAUUUCAUUGAUGGAUGCGUGUCGCUAUCCGGUUUCAUCUUGAAUGGUGGCACUCACUUCGAGAACACAAAGAACUUCUACAUCACUCCAUCGUGGAAGUCGAUGCAGUUUGCGAAGCCCCUGACACCCGGUGCUCGAUACCAGGCCUAUACCAGAAUGAUUCCAACGGGAGGCAACUCCUUUGCGGGCGAUGUCUACAUCCUUGAGGGAUCGGAGAUUGUUGGACUUGUGGAAGCCAUCGUCUUCCUGCAGUGGCCGAGAGUCAUGCUAGGGCGCUUCUUCAGUCCCCCAGACGCAAGCAAGCAGAAGUCGGCAGGUCCGGCUGCACAUGUCAAGCCAACAGUGCUCUCCAAACCUGCAGCUACGCCAGCCCGUCCGUCGAAACCCUCAAGCACGCAGCCCUCCUCAAUGCCGAUGACUCCACAGCUCGAGCUAGGCAUCUCAACUCCGGAAUCUACGAGUGCUAGCGCCAGCUCCUCAGACGAUGGCCUGGACAACGCAGGAAGCAAGGACGUGACGGACCAAGCUCUUGUCAUGAUCGCAGAAGAGCUUGCCGUCGACAUUGGCCAGCUCACCGAUGAAGUCGAGCUAUCCGAUCUUGGUCUCGAUUCGUUAAUGUCGCUUGUACUUUCACAGAAGCUUCGUGAUGGACUGGCGAUCGAAAUGCGUGAUGCGUUCUUUCUGGAGGUGGAUACCAUCGGGGAGUUGAAGAAGCUGCUUCACUGA